Molecule: messenger RNA, 1515 nt
Organism: Emiliania huxleyi CCMP1516
Lineage: Eukaryota; Haptophyta; Isochrysidales; Noelaerhabdaceae
Exons: 4
Coding region: 1-1515 (504 amino acids)
Source: RefSeq, a predicted model, not a curated record
AUGAAUCGGGGCCGCGGCUGGAUUGGGCUUCGCCUCACGACGGCGUGCGUGACUUUAGCCCUGCCGGCCAAGCGAGCGUCCCUAAGCAGCGACUAUGAGCACGCCGAGCACCUGCUCCGCGCGGGCUUCGAGCGCAAGCCCCUGUCGCUGGCUGAUUCGCAGGCGGGCGGAGACUGCCUGCAGCACACUCUCACCUCUGGCCAGCGCGAUGCGGUGGCCGAUCGGUCGUCCCACCUGGAUUCAGCUACGUUUGCUCAGCUACGCACUUUCUCCAUGUUCGUCGGCUACUCCAGCUCUGGCCACACUUUGGUGGGCGCUCUGCUCGAUGCGCACCCCAACAUCGUCAUGGCGCACGAGCACGGUUCGCUGCGCGAGUACAGGCGGACGGCUCUCUUCACCUCACUUGUGCGCAACUCGGUCACGUGCGCCGUCUACGGGCGUAUGCAGUCGGGCUUCAACUACUCGUUCGGCGGCGCGCUCCCAUGGCAGGGCCGCUGGUGCGCUGCGAGCCAGACUGACGACCAAGGGGUGUGCGAGGGCCGCGGUCUACUGGCCAUCGGCGACAAGAAGGGCGGCCAGACAGCUGAGGACCUCAUGGCCCUCAACGGCACCGCGCAGGCGACGCGCUGGCUGGUGGAACGGUCGAGUGCGGACCUGCGCCCCGCGGGCGGUGCCGCCCCACCCACCGACCAAUCGUGGCACGCGCUCACCGUGUGCGAGCUCGCCUACCUUAGCACAAAGGCGUGGUCCAGACUCUCGCUGCUCGCCAAGAUCCUGCGGCUGCGCGCCAAGGUCGCCGAGCAUGGCUGCACCUGUUCGGUGGAGGGGUCGAGUGGCCUCGCAUGCGCGUGCGCCCGUGCAGGCGCAUCCGCAGGCGCCGCCGCCGCGCCGGCCAGCCUCGCGCAGGCGGAUGUUGGCUGGCUCGACCUGAGGACCGAGCUCUUCACAAGAGAGCCUCGCGUGCACCUGCGAGCGCUCUGCGCCUUCCUCGCGGUCCCCUGUCCCGAGAGCUUCCUCGCCUCCGCGACGGCGGUGGUGCGUCCCGCGCGCAGCGCGACGGCGGAGCUGCUGCGCUGGCCGCAGCAGUUGGUCGACGCAAUCACCGGGCGGUUACGAAAGAUGACGAAAGAUGACCCGUCGCUCCUUCCUUUGCUGGGAGGCUACAUUGACGAGACUCCCUUCAGGUCCGGAGCCACAGGCUCGGGUGAUCUCGCGCAGCUGUCAACGCACGUGCCGGAGAUUGCGAGGAUGCUGACCGAUCGGUUCCGGUGCCAAGAAAACAAAGACGCGCACCGGAGGGCCCUGACCAAACUUGCGUGGUGGCGGGAGCCGGCAUUCGUUGGCAUCCUAUGGGUCGUCCAGAGUAUCGACCUCUGGCUUGUCAGCCGCCCCACCGAGGGCACCAUGAAGUACAGCGAUCGCCACCUCGCUGGCCUCUCCGCAGGCCCCCCCGACCGCGUCAAACUCAUGGGCGCGGGCUCUCUCGGCUACGGGACCGGCCCCAGCUUCGGCUGA